AUGGGAUGCAGAUAUAAAUUGCAAGAUAACAAGACCAAAACUUCACAGAACAGGGCAACAACGUCACGGUACCAUCCUUAUGCUUCCUCAAGCAACAGAAACUGUGGUGAAACAAGCAGGAAUACAGAGCUUCAUGAAAGGUGUAUACCUGCAGAGAAAGAAGACGAAGAGAAAAAGAAAAUUAUAAUGGAAAAGGUUGAUAAUAUGUCAUUAGAACAGUUACGUGACAAAGUCAAGGAAGCAGCACAUGUCAUUCCAGAUCACCUAUUUCCAUUUUUUGAUUCGGAAUCAUCAAGCACCCUCCCACGUCCAAGCUGGUGCAGUUGCGGAAAUUGUGAAAUUAUGUAG
Messenger RNA from Lottia gigantea (owl limpet), 348 nucleotides. RefSeq lists its product as hypothetical. The coding region runs from base 1 to 348 and encodes 115 amino acids. The transcript is spliced from 3 exons. NCBI's taxonomy places the organism in Eukaryota, Metazoa, Mollusca, Gastropoda, Lottiidae. The record is from RefSeq and is a predicted model, not a curated record.